Candidozyma haemuli is the source of this 1254-nucleotide messenger RNA. Its product is annotated as phosphatase PAP2 family protein. Gene Ontology annotation, biological process: inositol phosphoceramide metabolic process; sphingolipid biosynthetic process. Lineage: Eukaryota; Fungi; Ascomycota; Pichiomycetes; Serinales; Metschnikowiaceae. The record is from RefSeq and is a predicted model, not a curated record. Gene Ontology annotation, molecular function: inositol phosphoceramide synthase activity. Gene Ontology annotation, cellular component: inositol phosphoceramide synthase complex. The coding region runs from base 1 to 1254 and encodes 417 amino acids. The transcript has a single exon.
AUGCCCUUGAACUUUUGCGUGAAUUUUUCGCCUGUGUUCAUAUGGCUUUUAAUUUUUAAGAAUGCUGGACUUAUUCCAAAGGAAAUACGGCCUCUCAUUCACGUCUCGUUGGCACAUCAUGUUGAUGAUAUUGUAUUUGAUGUCUGGGGAAACCCCGUAACCUCGAUCCUUUCUUUGGCUGCUCUCAAGCUUUCUGCCUGGGGAUUAUAUGUGUGGUUUUUCCUGAAACGUGGUUCCGAAACCAUAGAAAGCACAGCUUGUCUGUCCAUGUCCCCUUCGCUGCAGCCUGCGUUGGAGUUAUCGGUUUUUGAUGAAGAGGAAGACUUUGACCUUAACAAAAGCACCCAGGGUGAGGACUGCGUUCCAUCAGGGUUUCAAAGCCACCCAAGGAUUGGCUCUCUACCAUUCUUUCCCAAACUUACACAACAUGAUGCCGCUCUAAAUGCCAGAGCAAUUAAUAGAGAACUCUGGCAUCACAUGAAUGAAGAGGGGGCUCCUACACCUUUCAACUGCUGGCAGUUGACGCCUCCUAUACUUUUGGGAGCUUCUUGGAUCUUACUCAACAUCGACUCAUCUCUUGCAAAGAACAUCACAGAAACUAAGGACACUAUAGCAUGGCUUUCAUACGUCAUAGGACACUUUUGCGUACCCCUUUUCACCGCUAUCUGGCUUUAUGUUUUUCAUGCUCCAGGGGCAUUGAAGUGCUUUGGGUUUGCUUUGGGAGCACAGAACAUUGCAGGUGUGUUGACUCAUCUUUCAUUCCCCAACGCUCCUCCAUGGUUUAUUCACAAGUAUGGCGAUGAUGCUCAUGCUGAUUACGAUACCUUGGGCUAUGCCGCUGGGUUAACGAGGGCUAAGUUUUCCACGGGUACUUUUAUGGUCAACAACGGAUUCCAUAAGUCACCCAUAGUCUUCGGAGCUCUUCCUUCGUUGCACUCUGCUAUGGCGGUUAUGUGCUUCUUCUUCGUGUGCUACUACUCAAGAUGGAUAUCUGCCAAAAUGCUUCUUUUCGCAUUUGUGUUUUGCCAGUGGUGGGCUACCAUCUACUUGGAUCACCAUUGGCGUUUAGACCUUCUUGUUGGUCUCAUGUAUGCUAUUGUGUCAUAUACAAUCUUUUCGAAAUGGUUAAUGCCUCGUGUGGACCACGAAUUUGCACAAGCAAGGCUACGCUACGAUUUCAGUAAAGGUUCAACAAUGGGAAUGAGAGUGUUUCGGAACACCAAGAUACAGAACUUCUUCGAUCCAAUGGCUUAA